GAGCCUGAUGUGCCGCACCACCUCCGCGGCUCCCGGCGCUGCCUGCGCCUGCGCCCCGCGGCCCGGAAGGCAGCCACGUCUACCGGAAGAUGCUGCUGCGCCGCCGAGCCCGGCACAGGGCCGCGAUGUGAUCGUCGCUGGCCGGCGUCCCUCUCCCCUCUACCCUUCCGCCUUUCACGGCUUCUUUCGGGCCGGGAAGUCUCCCGCGCUGGGAGGAGGUGAGGCUCGGCUGUCCUGAGGCCUCCGCCGCUCCUGAGGGCUGCCAGUGUGAGUGUACUCGGCCAAGGGACCCUGCACAGCAUGCCCCGGGUUGAAGACCUGCCCGGGAGCUGGGAGAGAGACACGUCGCCGGUGUAGUCUCUCAGGCCCUUGAUGCAAAUGAAGGCAUGCACCUGUCCCCCGUGCUAGCGUCGAACGACGGACAGCAGGCUGCAGAGUGUGUUGGGGAGCAGUUCCUCUGACUAGACGGUUACCAAAGCAGCAAAAUACCAAAGUUUAUCACCAGCCAUCCAUCAUGUCUUGGCUUGCUGAUCUUGCUGGAAAGGCAGAGGAUCUCCUCAACAGAGUUGAUCAAGGAGCUGCAUCAGCUCUGAGCAAAAAAGACACAGCAAACAGUGCAGUUUAUGGUCAUAAGAAUUUGGACUCUGCCAAUGAAUAUUCUGAGCUGCAUAAGCAUACUGGAGAACCGAAGUAUCAGAUGGCAUCCAAAGCAGCCUAUAUCUCUUCAGCAGCUGAUAAUAUUAAGCAUCAAAAGGCCACAAUCCUAGCAGGAACAGCAAAUGUUAAACCUGCACGUAGGACAUCUUCGGAGGUUGCUUCUCCAGUGGAAAAUGUAUCCACACCCAGAGCUGCAUCACAUUUUGUGAGAAGAAAAAAGUCAGAACCUGAUGAUGAGUUGCUAUUUGAUUUUCUCAACAGUUCAGAGAAAGAGCCUAAUGGAAGGAUGGACUCUAAAAAAACAGAGAAGAGCAAGGCACCAGUUCUUCAAAAUCACUCUCGGACUUCAAGCAUAAGUUCUGUGUCUACCAGUACACAGAGUGCAAAAACUGCUGAAGAUAAUUCCACAAGGAGCCAAGGCAAUGAAACUCCAGACAGUUCAGAUUCUGGACUGGGAACCCAAGGGGAUGGCGUGAAGGAUUCAUCACAAAGUGCAGUAACAAAUCCUAGCCUUUCAGCUAACGAUGAUUUAAAAUCACAUGAGCUAUCCAACCUGCGCCUGGAGAAUCAGCUGCUGCGGAAUGAGGUUCAAUCUUUAAACCAAGAAAUGGCUUCAUUAAUUCAGAGAUCCAAAGAAACACAAGAAGAAUUGAACAAAUCCCGAGAAAAGGUUGAGAAGUGGAAUGUUGACCAUUCAAGGAGUGACAGGAUGGUUAGAGAACUUCAAGCUCGAGUUGAUGAUCUGACGGAAGCUGUUGGUGCCAAAGAUUCACAGCUAGCUGUGCUGAAAGUACGGUUGCAAGAAGCUGAUCAGCUCUUAAGUGCUCGGACAGAAGCUCUGGAAGCUUUGAAGAGCGAAAAAUCACGGAUAAUACAAGACCACAGUGAGGGGAGCAGUUUGCAAAAUCAAGCCCUUCAGACUCUCCAAGAGAGACUUCGUGAUGCAGAUUCUACACUGAAGCAAGAGCAAGAAAGUUACAAACAAAUGCAGAAUGAGUUUGCAGCUCGUCUAAGUAAAAUGGAAGCAGAACGUCAGAACUUGGCAGAAGGGAUAACUGUAGCAGAAAGAAAGUAUUUGGAUGAGAAAAGGCGAGCUGAUGACCUUCAGCAGCAAGUCAAACUAACUAAAAACCACCUAGAAUCUGCAAAGCAGGAACUGACAGACUAUAAACAGAAAGCUACUCGCAUACUGCAAUCUAAAGAGAAGUUGAUAAACAGCUUAAAAGAAGGUUCUGGUAUUGAAGGCCUGGAUAGCAACACUGCGAGCACAAUGGAAUUAGAAGAACUGAGGCAUGAACGAGACACUCAGAGAGAAGAAAUACAAAAACUAAUGGGGCAAAUACAACAGUUGAGAACAGAACUGCAGGAUAUGGAGACUCAGCAGGUGAGUGAAGCUGAGUCGGUAAGAGAGCAGCUUCAAGACCUUCAAGAACAAAUAGCAGCACAUAAAAUGGCAAAGCAAGAGGCAGAAGCUGAGCUAGAACGGCAAAAACAGGAACUUCAUUAUACUGAAGAAGAAUUGUAUCGAACAAAAAAUACUUUGCAAAGCAGAAUAAAAGACAGAGAGGAAGAAAUUCAGAAGCUCAGAAAUCAGCUGACAAACAAGACUCUGAGCAGCAGUAGUCAGACAGAAUUAGAAAAUCGCCUUCAUCAGCUGACUGAAACCCUAAUUCAGAAGCAAACCAUGUUAGAGAGCCUGAGCACAGAGAAAAACUCACUUGUCUAUCAACUGGAACGACUUGAACAACAGCUGAAGGCUAUCCAAGGCACUAACAGUAACGGACCUUCUAUUAACAUGGCAGGCAUCGAUGGUGCUGAAGGUGCUCGGAUGCGUAAUGUUCCUGUCCUGUUUAGCGACGUGGAUACUAACGUGGCAGGAAUGUAUGGGAGAGUUCGAAAAGCUGCCAGUAGCAUAGAUCAGUUCAGCAUUCGUCUGGGAAUCUUUCUAAGGAGGUAUCCCAUAGCAAGAGUCUUUGUAAUCAUUUACAUGGCAUUGCUUCAUCUCUGGGUGAUGGUUGUUCUACUUACUUACACCCCAGAAAUGCACCAUGACAGUCCCAGUGGCAGAUAGACUGAGACAGCAUCAUAUGCUCUGCUAGUGUCAUUCAGACUGGCAUUCUUUAAUCAAUCCUGAAACAUCAGCAAACUUUUCCUCGUGGAUUUUAGGAUGAGCGAAAGCCUUCAUGCCUGGUUUCUCACUACUUUUCAAAUACAUAUAUAAUGCUACAUAGCUUUUCCAAUUUACCUAAAAGGAGCAUCACUUUCCUGGAGAAAUAAAGCUAUUUAGUUAAGCAAGGCUGAUUAGCCUUUAUUUUAUGUAGACCUUCUUGUGGGCCUUGUGAAAGGUAAGGGUUGCACCUACAGAGAAAUGCAAGGAUUUCUGAAAUUAUGGAUAUGGUACAAAAUAUUUUAGAUCAUACUGGAUGUGGGCUAUGGUCAGGUAAUAAAUUGUACUUAGCAACUUAAAUAAACUUUGUUCUUUCUGAUUUAUUUCAGUCUUCUAUUGCUUUUCUCUUUUAACCUUUGUAAAUAAUAGGCUUUUUUCCUUACCAUGUUAAACUGACAAAAAGGACAAUGGAUUGGUGCAAUAUCUUCUUGUAAAUAAGUUUAAAAAUAAAAUUUUAUGCAGACUUCUUAGCUUCAUACUUCUACUGGAAGAGAUGUUAUCUUCCCUGCCAGCCAAAGAGUGGUGCUGCCUAUUUAAAGACUGAUAUUUUAGCUGUAUUAGAGAGAAAGAGAGAUGGGUUUGGAAAAGGAGGUUCCAGCUCUUUAGAAAUAAUGAUGUUUUUCGCUUUAUACUUGAAAUUUAUAUAUUUUAAUUGCAUUUUCUUACACUUCUCAUGACUGUGUCUUAAUCACAUCUUAAAUUCAUCAAUAUAUUUAUUUUCUGAAACUUGGGUCAAACUCUUUCUAUACAAAGUCUAGCAAAACACAGAAUUUCUGAUGUCUGAACACUUCCUAAAUAUACUAAUAAACCUCAUGAAAUAGUUAUCGUGCACCCCAUACUACCAAACCUACUGUAAUAGUUCUGUUGUUAGACCACAGCAUUCUGGCAUUACAGAUCUGCAACACACAAUAAUACAAGGUAACUUUCUCUCCCUGAGAAAUGUCUUCUCUUUUUGUGUGGUGCUCAAAGCUGAGUGGUGAAAAGAUGACUAAAAGCAAUUUGUCAUUCCUGCUCUUGAGAAGAUGGUUCAGUUUUCACGUGACUGGAACACACAGAAGUAGUAGGUCCUGUGCAUGAGGUUUGUCAUGCUAACUCCUAUGGAAAUGUUACAGUAGGCAAAUGAUUGUGUUGCUGCUUUGAUUUGUGGAGAAAACUGAAAUGUUUUGCUUGAACUAAGUAAUAAAGAGCAUUUGCUGUAAGCCGUC
This is a messenger RNA of Pogoniulus pusillus (Red-fronted tinkerbird), 4029 nucleotides long. RefSeq names its product golgin A5 (gene GOLGA5). Lineage: Eukaryota; Metazoa; Chordata; Aves; Piciformes; Lybiidae. The transcript is spliced from 14 exons. Gene Ontology annotation, biological process: Golgi organization; retrograde transport, vesicle recycling within Golgi. Gene Ontology annotation, cellular component: Golgi membrane; Golgi cisterna. Bases 515 to 2728 code for a protein of 737 amino acids. The record is from RefSeq and is a predicted model, not a curated record.